Molecule: messenger RNA, 1148 nt
Organism: Cuscuta campestris
Lineage: Eukaryota; Viridiplantae; Streptophyta; Magnoliopsida; Solanales; Convolvulaceae
Source: the annotation of a GenBank genome assembly
AUAGAUGUUGUGUGCAGGGUUUUAUUUCAUUCCUGGUGCAUUAAGCAUUAAGGAACAGUGUCGUUGGAUAAAGGAGAGUUUAACUAGGUUUCCACAGCCACCUAAUAGAACAAACCACAAUGCCAUAUAUGGACCUAUAAUGGACUUAUUUGUUUCUUCCAAACAAGGCAUGGUAUUAGUUGAAGAGGAGCAGUCAUGCCAGAUGAAUGGUACUGAUGCUAACAAUGAUCCAAGUGUGGCAUGUGCUCCUUCUUGGAAAUUUUCUGAUGUACAGAGUUUGUCAUCAAGAGGAGAAGCAUGCAAAUCAGUACCUGCCUCUGUUUUGCUUCAGGAGCUACAAUGUAUCUUUAUCUCAUAACAAAAUACCAGAUGAACUUUGCCAGCUUUCUUCAAAAUUGGCAGCUCCUGCCAUGCAACCAGGCGAAAAAUUCCGACCUGAAGCAGCAAUUGUCAAUUACUUUGGUCAAGGUGAUAUGCUCGGCGGUCACCUUGACGACAUGGAAAAAGAUUGGAGCAAACCGAUUGUGAGCAUGAGUUUGGGCUGCAAAGCUAUUUUCCUCAUUGGCGGGAAAUCUAGGGAGCAAAUGCCACUUGCAAUGUUCUUACGUAGCGGUGAUGUUAUCCUUAUGGAAGGAGCUGCAAGGGAAUGCUUCCAUGGUGUGCCACGGAUCUUCACCGACAAGGAACAUGCUGAAAUUUCAGAGCUGGAGUCGAGCUUUUCUUCAGGCGAAGGUGACUCCUCAUUGUUGGAAUACAUUAGGGUUUCCAGAGUAAACAUCAAUAUCAGGCAAGUUUUCUGAUCAUCACCAUACCCAAAGUGACACCCAAACAUAGCGCCUUCAUCACAUGAUGCCGAAAGUCACUUCUUCUUCUCGGCCCCUCAAGAUGUGGCUCUGCAAAUAUUGUACGCCGUAUUUCGCGUUAGGAUUCUGUAUUGCACUUGUUGCAUUUUUAGGCAUGUUGCUAGGGGAUUAAGCUUAUGAGCUAUUUGUCUCCCAUUUUCCUUUCAUGCCAAGGUUAUUAUUAUUACCCCUCCAGGUCCGUGUAUUAUAUUCCCUCUCUGCCCUCCCCUUAUGUGGCGGUGAGAACCCCUAUUUUCCCUCUGUUCUGUUUUUUGUUUUCAGUUAUAAAAAAAACUCACAUCUUUU